GACCACCUCCUCCCGGUCCAAUCCUCACUCGCUACGCUGCUCGCUCGCCGACGUGGUGCCAUCCAGCUCGUUGCACGCGCGUGCUGCACGGCAGAUCGGGCACGCUGCUCGCCUUGCCACCACGAGCCCAUCCUCGGGAGCACAUCUUCGCAGGGGGAGCGAGCGUGCUGCGGUCGACGAGGAACAACUGACCAAGUCGGCGAACGCGCGGCGGCCGCGGCGCGUGGCACCUGCACCAUCUGCGAGCGCGAGCUCCGACUCGACUGCAAGACCAAAGAGCUGCCACGGCCAUGCCUGCUUCCAAGGCUCGCGCUGCGCCGCGCCGCUCGCUGCGCAGCGCAGCUCAGCCAGCGCCGCCAGCAGAGCCCGAGCCCGUGCACGACGAGGAAUCCCCACCGCCGCCGUCGGGCAGCUUCGACGCGGCGAGCCUUGUGCCAGAUGAGCCGCCGCUCGAGCUGCCGGAGCCGAUCCAUCUCUUCUCUCGCACCAUCAAGCUAGCCGCCGGGUCGAAGCAAAGCGUCCACGAGGGCGCCGUCUUCGUCCCGACGGCGUACGAGACGCUCAGAAGAGGCCUCGUCGACUGGUUUCCCGAGCACGCCUCGCUGCGCCAGCUGCAAUCGAUCGCGAGUCUCACGGACCCGGACAGAGCUUUGUGGGACCGCCUUCACGCGCUCAUUGCGGACGAUGCAGCGCCGCCUGCUGAGCCCAGCGCCUCGGCGUCGAGCUCAGAGCGCAAGCGCCCGCGCAAAGUCAAAAUCGAGCUCAAGGCCCGUCUGCGCCCCAGCGCCCGCGUGGGCAAACACUGCGACCUUCUUUGCGGCUCGCCGGCCAGCGACCACAAUGUCGGCGCAUUCGAGCUGCACGUCAUCGCGUCGGACGAGGUGUGCAAGUCACUGUACGAGCGCGGCAGAUUCGCGUCCGGCCACACGGCCGACACUGUCGACACCGUCGAGCGCCCGACGCUGUUGCUGGGCCAUGUUGUGCCUGCCUUCGCGCGCAACGAUGGCACGGUUGCGUCAAUGGCGCCAGAGCUCUUCCAGCAGGAAUGGCUCGGCUUCGAGAAGCACAGCGUGCGCGUGACGCUCGAGGCGCCUUUCCUCGUUCCAGACAUUCUCAUCGGACCAGCUGCGCUGCAUCCAGUCGGUCGUUCUGUCCCAUUUCAGGGCCCAGCGGUGGCACCAGGGUUCCGGCCCGUGGUGCGCCGCGAUCCCAUCGGCGGCAACGAGUACACGUCCGACAUGCGCGCGCGCGUGCCUCCUCGCAGCAUCGUUGGUCAGCUGUCCUUCAGCGUGCAGCUUCAGAACGCAGCCUUCGACUAUGGUCGUGUCCCGGGUGCCGACCCGUAUCCCCGAAGCGAGACCAGCGGCCGCGAACGCAAGCUGCCGCGUCUGCUGGGCCCGUUCCUCAACCGCGUGCUCGCCGACCCGACCGGCGCUCUCAAGUACGACCUCUCCGAGCCCGACUUCUGGUCUUCAGGCGGCGGCCACUACCCGCAGUGGACGCGCGAGGAGUGCGAGGACCCGGGCACGUUCAGCGCGCUGGCAGACCUCAAGGCCGGCUCAGCAUCCAAGAAGCUGCCGCUCAACAACUCCAUCGACGUCCUUCUCGAGAGCUGCCGGCCUGCAACCGACUCGCCCGCCUUGUAUCCUCCGGAAGCACUCGUGCCGACGCCGCUCAAGCGGUAUCAGGCGCAGGCAGUCGCCUGGAUGGUCCGGCGCGAGAAGCGCAGCUACCAGGACGCACCGAUGCUGUACCCGCAGUGGACGGCCCUGAGCGCCAAGGACGUGUCCGACGCCUCUUCUGCUGUGAAGGCGGAGUCUGACGUCCGGCCGAAGAAGAAAGCCAAGAGGGCCUCGACGGCGUCUGAAGUGCGCUCGAAGUCCGCUGGACCGACGCGAGCGAGUACGAUCUUCUACAUCGACGAGGUCACCGGCAUGCCUUCUCUGCGUCCAUUCCGUGGCCUUGUGUCGGACCGCGGCGGCGCGCUCUGUGAUGGUCUCGGCCUCGGCAAGUCACUCGAGACGCUCUCCCUCAUCGUCAUGCGCCCCAAGGGCAAUGUGCUGGAUCCGAGCCGCUCUGCCACUCUUGCUGCGGAGCUGCCAGCCGACCUCCGCCCGCUGCCCGUACGCGCCACAUUGAUCGUCACGCCGGCAGCACUCUUGGAGCAGUGGCAUGCCGAGACGGCCAAGCACACGCCGUCGCUGCGCGUGAUCCGGUGGCAGAGCAGCACGUUGCCGUGGAAGGCGAACGACCUGCGCACCGAUACGCGAGCGGCGACGCACGCGUUCUUCGAGGACGACGCUUACGACGUCAUCUUGACAUCUUACGAGCAGCUCAGCGCUGAGCUGCUGCGUUCAACGCGCGUGAGCAAGGCGGAGAGCGCACAGAGCCCGCUGCUCGAGAUCCUCUGGCACCGCAUCGUGCUCGACGAGGCACAGCUCAUUGCAGGCUCGAGCGCCUCGGCGGCUGAGAUAUGCAGCUGCCUCUGGCGCACAGCCAGCUGGGUUGUCACCUCGACACCCUGCGCCUCGAUCGGCGAGCUGUCGGGCAUCUUCUCGUUCCUGGACCUUGAUCCCUUUGCCGAUCCUCAGGCGUUUGAGACGCUUGUGGCUGACGGCUUCGAAGCGGGCGAAGCUGAGUCUAUCCGUCGAGCCUCUGGCCUAUGCCGCAACAUCAUGUGGAGAAACUCGCGGGUGCACGUCGCCGACCAGCUCGGCUUGCCUCCUUCCUCGGAGGUGGUGCUGACAACGAAGAUGACGGGCCUGCAACGCACCAUUUACGAGCGCGAGGCGCAGCUCGUCAAGGCGCAGAUCGAGGACGCAGUCAAGCGCGGCCUGAAGCAUGUCAAGCACACCCUCGGUCCAUUCCAGCAAUUGCGCCAGCUGCUGGACCAUCCGCAGCUGGCUGAGCGCCUCGGCUACGGGUCCAGCGAUGCCCGCCGUAGCUUCGAGGACCUCACGACGAAUCUCAUGCGCCGUCUGACGCGCGAGCUGAAGGUCAAGCGCCUCGAGCGGGCCACGCUCGUCCUCGCCAUCGUCGCUGGCCAGCGUGCCUUUGAGGCUGAGAAGCGGCCCGGCCUAUGGCGCGGCGGCGUGCCCGUCUGGACCGAGGACGACAUCAACGUGCAGUGCCGUGCAGCGCUGGCCGCAUGCAACACCGCACUCGACGACGAGGAGCAGAUCGGACUCGACGAGCAGGAUCUCGACGACGCCGCAGCUGUCCCGGAACUGCCGCGUCCGAAGGGCACGCGUCGCCUCACGCUCGAGGAGGCUAUCUACUGGCUGCGCACAGCCCUCGGAGAGAAGCGCCUCGCGCCGCCGCAGCAUUACGAGCCGGAGCGCAUGACGAUCGUCUUCUUCCAGCGCGACUUUGUUCUGCAGGAGAAGGUCGACAUGACGGACCCGCGCUACCACCCCGUCAGCGUCGACGCCGGCGAGGAGCUCGAGCUGAGAGACGAUGACGACGAUGGGGUCUUCGACUCGCAGCCGAAGAAGAAGAAAGGACGCUCUGAGUUCGAGGCUCCGACGCUCAAGGCCAACAAGCUGCGCGGCGUUGAGAAGCGCAAGCGGGCACGGGCGUGGCACUGGGUGCCUCGCCACAAGCUCGAGACCAUGGUGCAUCGGCUGCAGGCUUCGAAGGAGCGAGCAGACCAGCUGUCGCACGAGCGCGCGUACCUGCAGAGCUGCAUCGACGAGGAGCGCCAGCGCAACGGCGGCGGCAACGACGAGGGUGCCGAAUGCAUGAUCUGUCUCAGCGUGCCGGACAUCCGUGCGCUGCUGCCGUGCCUCCACGGCGGCUGCUUCGACUGUCUGCUCGACCUCAUCAAGGCGAGGAACAAGAAGUUCGAGGGGAGCAGCGCGCCGUGCCCCAUCUGCAGAGAGCCCUUUAUGGCGAAGCGCAUCAUCCAGGUGCUGCCGAAGGAGGAUGUUGUCGACGCAGCCACGGCUGAGUUUGGCUGCAAGAUUGCCGGUCUCGUCAAGGAUAUCCAGGCGAGGCUCGUUGCAGACCCGAGCACGAAGUGCGUCGUGUUCAGCGUAUUCAAGCGCAUGCUGCGUCUCGUCUCGGAGGCCUUGGAGGGCUGCGGCAUCGCUUCGAUGGCCUUUGCCGGAACGGAAGAGGCAAAGUCCAACGCCCUGGCGCGCUUCCGCGAGGACGGACAGGUCCUGACGGUGCCGCUCGCGCAAGCUGAGGGAGCCGCGGGCCUGACGCUGACCAUGGCGAACGUCAGCUACUUCCUCGAGCCCGUGCUGGACCCGAGCCUCGAGAGUCAGGCCAAGGGGCGCCUGCUGCGCAUUGGCCAGACGCGUCCCGUGACGCUCGUCAGGGUCCUGAUCGAGGGCACGAUUGAGCCUGCGAUUGCCAACAUGGCGCUGGCGCGCCAGCUGCAGAUGGAGGACGAGGAAGGCAACGAGGACGCCGCGGCCGCCGUAACGCGCGGCGAGAAGAACGACGUCUCGCUGGCCGAGCUGGUGGACGUCUUCAACGUGGCCUCGCUUGAUGCGCUCGAGCAGGCGGCUGCGGCGGACCGCGUGGCGCGCGGCCAGCGCCUCGACGACGAGCUGCUUGCCUUUGAGGCAGGCGAAGAGGACUAUUCGGACAGCGACGACGACCUGUACUAGGUGAAGACCCACAGUUUGUGCGUAAACCCACGAACCUGGGCGGUUCUUGCAAGGCCCGCGAACUUCGGUUGGCACGCCUGUGUAAGAACGAAACCCCCAAGCAUCACCAUCACGAGUCACCCACAUCACACGUGCACCACCACCACGAGACACCUGUACAAACACACUGUAGCGCGAACAGAUGCAUUCAGCCAG
Molecule: messenger RNA, 4814 nt
Organism: Tilletiopsis washingtonensis
Lineage: Eukaryota; Fungi; Basidiomycota; Exobasidiomycetes; Entylomatales
Exons: 23
Coding region: 291-4619 (1442 amino acids)
Molecular function (GO): ATP binding; metal ion binding; ATP-dependent chromatin remodeler activity
Source: RefSeq, a predicted model, not a curated record